AUGGUCCUUCCGAAUGCAAUCGGCGACGCCGCCCAAAAUGCAGAAAAAGACAGAGUUAUGGCGUGGCUCGACGCGGGCGGGUCAAUAGACGACUUCGAUGAAUUCGGCUUUACGCUACUUCAUUGUUGCGCCUGCGGAAACAUGGAACACCGUACCCUAGGUGGCGGGCAUGUCGCCCUGGCGCGGCAUCUCAUUGCUCUCGGUGCGGACGUCACCCUCGUGACCCGCUCCGACAGCGGAAGAGAGACAGUGAUUCAUGAAAUUGUUAGGGGGUACGGGGAACGUCAAUCUAUUUUGGAAAUACUGUCUCUUUUGCUCGGAGCUGGGGCGAAUGUAAACGCUAGGGACUCCGACGGCGACACGCCGCUCUACCUUGCAAUCAUGCGGCGCGUUGGACCGUCCGAGUCAAUAAUCACAGAGCUUCUACGAGCCGGUGCUUCACUGGACGCGUGUCAUCGCAACAAAAAAAGCGCCGAGGAUGUCAUUCAAAGAAAAGAACGUAUCCUGCCUGAAGUCGCUAGGAACGAGCACUGGUGCGCGAUCAAACGCCUCGUCGCCGGCUGUGCGAAAAUCACAAACUUCAGGCGCCCGCCUCACGCCAUCGACGCGAUGUUGUCUCGGUUUCCACACAGAUCGCCGGCGUCCGCCAACACGGAAGCUACAAGCGCUACGCACGGAGCUUCCACCGGGACGUGUUAACCGUCCGCGGCCUCGCCCAGCGCGGCAAGCUGUCGACGGACGACUCCGUCCUGAACUUCCUCGCGCGGCUCGGCGACAACGGAGUCGUGUGGCACGUCCUCUCGUACUGGCGCGCGACGAACUAG
This is a messenger RNA of Pelagomonas calceolata, 824 nucleotides long. Lineage: Eukaryota; Pelagophyceae; Pelagomonadales; Pelagomonadaceae. The record is from the annotation of a GenBank genome assembly.